AUGGGACUGCAGGGUGCUUUGUCAGAGCACUUGCUGUUGCAGCAGGAGCACCCGGCAAGCAGAUUCACCAUUCCAUCACGAUGGGCCCUCCUCCGGGCGAGGACAGAACUGGACAUGGCGACGAUGGUAUUUUGCAAGCGGGAGGUCCUCCACCCACGUCUUUCGUGGUACACCCACCUGCGAUGCGACAGCUCCCCACAAGGAGGGCGCGAUUAUUUCGUUGUGGAAAUGGAUGUGUGUUCGCAGAUGUGCAGCCUCCAUCACGAGAACACCCACGUGCUCAACUUGCUCAGCGAUGGCGGAAGCAUGAAUCCGCGGAUACUGCCGCUUGCCAUCAUCGGGUCUAAGGCGGCAUCGGCGGUUCACAAAGGGCAGCAGCUCAUGAAGGUGUUGGCUAUGGAAAGCCACGAUCUUCAGUGCACUAUCGAUCGGACACUGUCCAUCCUGUGCGACUUCGGUGCAGAAGCUGGUCUAUGGACGUUGCAAGCAGAGGACGGCAUGAGUGUUCUGUUCCGACGAGCUCUUCCGAUUGCGGACACAGAUCAUGCGCUCCACCAUAUCAUGUCAGAAGUGGACAACAGCUUUGAAAGCUGGGCAACCUUCCGAGACACCCUUGCUGCCUGUACCAAAUGCUUCGGUAGCUACCACCGGCUGGACCGCUUCAGAGAGGUUGCAAUCAAGGAAAACGAAUCUGUUCCACAGCGAUACAGGAGCACCUUCUACAAACUCUUCCGAGAAGUGUGUCCUCGAUUUGUGGAGCACCGGUGGGAGUACUUGUAUGAGACGUUGCAGUGGUUGCUCCCACGCCGUCAGGCUCUGCAGUACUUGAAGUUGCACGAACUCACUGUGGAUCAGGAGCUGUCGGCUAGGGACCUGGAGCUGCUGCAAGGCUUGUGCAUGUCCGAAGACAACGAUGAUCAUGCAGCGAGAGUGUCAACGCUUCGUUUCUGGGCAAUGGCGAACUUGACAAGCCAGAUCGCUCAAUGGGGCCACAAAGUCUCAGGCAAGCUCCAUGGCUGUCCCUGUCACAAGUCGCAGCGGGGAAAGCGGAAGUACGAUGAUGAAGGCGGAUCGGCUCCAGCGCCCGCUUGCCCGAUGGCUGGUCGCAUGGCCGUCCCUUUGGCUUGUGGUCUGAUGACUGCCCUACAGGAUAAACUCAAGAAUGAGUUGAAGCCGCCCGCCCAGGCCAGUCUGGAACAGCUCCGCAAAGCUGAUGCGGAAGAGGCAGCCAAACUUAUGAACGACUUUCAGACCGCACUUGGGCGAGUCCGGGCGCGUUGCGCACAAGUCUUCGCGUACUGGGACGAGUUACCAUGGGCGUUGGUCAUGGUGAUGAGGCCGUUCGUUGAGCAGUUCAGUACAGAUGCCGAGGUUGUUGCCUUCAGAUUCUUGCACACAGACGGCCCCUACCGAGUGCACUGGGAGGCUUGGUCGACAGGGGGACAUCCCAUGUUUGCCCCCAUGUACAACGAACUGAUCGGGUACUCCACUGCUUUGGUUUGCAUGCAAAGACUUGAGUCUCGGCACAGCGUGCUGAAACGUAUGUUGUCAUUUCGCUUGCGGCAGAAUCCUUCUACCUUGAGUGCCUCCAUUCGGCGGCGCCAGAAUCAGGAUUUAGAGAAGCCAAAGUUCCAGCAAAAUUUAAUCGAGUACUUGUCGGGCAUCGGAGAGCUGUAUCAGGGCCAGUGGUCCUGCAAGACACAAUUGCUGGCCCAAGUGGGCAAAGAGAGCGCAAUGGCAGAGCAUGCUCCUUUGACAGAUUUGCGACAGAAGAAGGAGGCCUUUGUUGAGAGUCUUGCUUUGCUUUGUCGGGGCGAGGCGCAAGCGGAGGAUCAGCUCGCGAUUAUGAGGGAACAUGUCAAAGUCACUCUGUUUAAAGGCAAGUGCUAUGCAUUGCGUGGCGUGCUGAAGCCAUGCACCUGGACAUACUUCCGAAUGCUGAGCACCAACCCUUGUGCUAUCAUGACUUUGCAAAGAGCGUGCCAUUUGGCAUCAGAUGCUUGGCAGCAGUGCGUGGCAAUCGAGGUCCUGACGGGGUCCGUCGAAGAUGAGACCUCCGAGAGUCCGGCAACCAAAGUCGAUGUGAUAGAUCAGUCAGUGAUGUCCUUGCCCAUGUCCGAAAUGUUCAAGCCAGAGUGUGACAUGCACCGCCUGCAUACCUUUACAGAGGUUGCGUCUCGCUGCUGCUUCUGCAACACCUUUCUCGACGAGAUGUUGGGUGACAUAGAGGAUCAAGGUGCCUUGCCAGAUGAAGACACGGUGUCUGCAAUCAAAGAAGUGGCAUCCGCAGCCAUAUCUGGAGGCUGCACCGUGCGUGAGGCUAGCAGCAACGAUGUUGCCCACGAGGCUGCCAUCGAGUGGAUGACGCAUCAAAGCAUCGUGAAUCAACAUGGUUUUCUGGAUGAUGCCUUCGUUACUGUUGAAACUCGUUUGGCGAAGCCGAUCGCGGUUGAUGUCAGUGACUCACGAUUCGCCAUCUGCAAGUAUUUGCUCCAAAAGGGGUGGAAGCCGGCUGAAAGUGCUGGCACAGCAUCCCUUGCAUCGAAGACUUUCAAUUCAGCUGCACCCUUGGAAUACUUCCUGCUGAUACGGCAUUAUGAUGACUUUUUGCUCAGAUAUGACGAUGCCUUCGGCUUUCGCCACACGCAGCUGAAAUCCUUUUACGAUGCUUUGUUGGAUUUGGACUAUGUUGCCUCCAACCAGAAGGCAGACUUCUACAAAUCCUUGUCCGACUUCUUUGCAGGACGCAGCACUGACGAUCCACGUACAGCGGCCGGCUUGCUUCAUCCGAAGUCUCGAACCAGAGGCCCCAACAAAUCCAGACCCAAGUCCUCCGCGGCUGCUCCAACGCCCGCGCCAGCUCUCAUUCAAUUGGCAAUGCCAGAGCAGAUCCCUUCAGCGGUCCCAGCUAUAGAAGAGCUUCCCAACCCCGAGCCGGAAGAGCGCAUUCGUGUCCUGUGUGAGCAGCUGCCCGCCCUAGCUGCAGCUGUGCCGUCCGAGGGCGAUGCACCAGAUGCUGACGAUGAGCAGGAAGAGAUGGGGGAGAAUGUGCAGGACGAUAGGGGCCAGCAUGAGCAGGAAGGGCAAGAGGACUUUGCAGGUCAAAGUGCCAGAUACCAGCUUGUGCACAAUAACCGCGACUUGUUCUGCGAUGUUGAGCAGUUGAGCAGACCGGGACAGAAAGCAUUGGACGCGCGUGUGGAGCUCGGACGCUCCUACCAUCGGACAGAUCCUGGGACGCGGCUGGCUCGCAUAUGCGAGCUUCUGGACAUACUUGCCGACAUCUUCGCCUCCGGCAAUGCAGACACGCCAGAGAAGCAGGUGAACAAGGCCCUCGACACCAUGGAUCGACGUGGCCGCCGAUGCCAGAAGUGUAGGAAAGUCGGUUAUGCAGACGAGUGUGUGUUCGGUGACAUCAUGGACAUGGUGCCCCCAGAAGUUGCAGAAGCGAUGAACGGCGACAUCCGACAGGCAGUCUCACGAGAAGGACGUUUGUUGCUUUCGAUUGGUGAAGCCAAACGAGGAUGCUACGAUAUCGAAACCAUCUCGAUGUCGCCCUUGGAAUAUGGAUUUCCAGUGCAGCGAGAUCGACAGUACACGUUGUGUGUCAGGCUUUGCAGAUCGCUUUCAGACUUCAGGGAAGAUGUGCGAAAACGGUAUGAUUGGAACUUUGGACUCGAGCCGGGCAGCUUUGUCUUCACAGACGGUGGAGCAGAGCUAGCUGCGCUGCAUGGGAUGCCAGUGAUUGAUCAGUUUGCUUGGGAUCUGGGGACCCGGACAAUGCGCUUUGGAGAACUCACAGGGGCCUCCUGGGAAGAGGAGUUGUCGGCAGCAGCGAAAAAACGCCCAGCAGUGAACGGCAGUAAGAAGUUCCCCGUCAAGAUCGCCGAAGAGGUGUCCAAAGAAGACUCGAUCGCGCUGUCUCAGCAGAAGAAUUGGGUCAACAAGUUGCAGUUUCGCCGAGAGGCGAAGAAAAGGUGGGGAAUGAAAAAGGCUGAGGCAAGAGCAAAGUGGCAAGACUUUUUGGCCGACCCGAAGAUGCCAAAAGGGCGUGAUCAAAUGAAUUGGAUCACUAUGACCAAAGGGGCCCGCACGCUGAAGCACACUCAAGCCUUGAAGAAGUCAGAGGUGAAGAGCGCCACAGACGAUGAUCUGUUCGAAAUGGCCCACGCAGGGAUGGAUCAGGGCACUCUGCACCGUGACACCAGCAUUUUCGAUCGUAUGCAGGACUUUUUGGAGUCGUCUUGCCUCGAGAUGGGGCUUGCCGUCAAAGCUGGGAAGGCUGGGAAAGCCAAGGCCAAAAGCAAGUCCAAAGGGCUGCAGGGAGGCAAGCGCCCCCUGGACGAUGGACUUGAGGAGGGUCAGAAGCCCAAGAAACAUCGCCACCAGAAUGCCCAGAGGGAUGUGGACCGCAUUGCAGCCCUGAGACAGCGACGGACUUUGACCGACAGCUUGGCCGCUUUGCGGACGAGUUUCAGCAUGGUCAACAAGCUGCUUACUUUCUUCAAGGAAGCGGGUCCGGCUUUGGCAACAAGUGCAGAGCCUGCUUUUGUCGCAGUUGAUGAGAAUGCGACCUUGCUGGUGGAGCAAACUGUUCGGAUGAUUCUGAACAUGCCUGAAGAUGUAGGGGAUCUCGUGGAUGGCAUGGCAAACAAGCCGGAGGAAUUUGAAGACGACGAAUGCAGCCACGAAACCGCUCAAGCGAUGCACAGGGCUGCCAAUAUGGUCUUGGAUGCGUUAGAAGCAGAGAAAAAAUUCCAGAAGAAAGACGUCAGCCUUCAACGGUCCCCGCGCAGCAACGAUCUCUAUCAGAAAGCUUUCGGCGAGGAGUUCGAUGCUACUUUGACACCGAAGGACCUGAAACAGUAUGAGAAAAACAUCACCCAGUUGAUCUCGGCCUGCUACGUGGGCUUGGAGGGCUUGCAGAAAGCAAUCAACGAAGUGCAAGCAGAGCGUGAUGCCGAGAACGCCAAAAAGGGUGACAACGACCAAAGUGGAGGCGAUGGCGACGAGAAUGGGGAAUCUGAGGAAGAAAAGGAGGAUGACCCCACGCUGCCGUUGCAGGGCCCCCUGCAAUUACCGCAAGAAGCUGCCGGUUUCAAAAGCCCGCAAGGAUGGCGCAUCCUCGCAACUGGAGUGUCAAUGUUGGGCGACAGGAAGAAUUCAAUUCGCUUCGUGAGCGUGCCGGGACGAGAGCUCCCGACGGUGCAGGAGUUGCGAGCUUGGGUGGGGCCAUUCCUCUUCGACGGCCCCAUAAAGAUUGAGACCGAGAAGGAUUAUUCGGCCGUGAUGCAGGAGUUCCAGCAAUUCGCGGCCGACAAGCAAAAGCACUUGACCGAGCACUUAACCAAGAUGGACAUCAAGGGACCAAGGCCAAAGGAGCGACUCUUCGAAAAGGAGCUUGGUAAUGGGCCUGGCACAAGUCUCCUGAUGGAGUCCUUCCGGAUUGCAGAGGAGUUCAGUGUCCAAGAUCUUCGCAACCACAGCAACAGCAAGUCGCAGGACGAGGAAGUUUUCAGACGCUUGUUCUGCUUGCGGUUCAAUUGUGCGACGCCUCUCCAUCAUAUGGUCGGAGUGAACGAGUGCAUGCUGGGAAGGACAGUAUCGGUUCUGAGCGGCUGCCGGUUUAUCUGCGGAGUGGGCUUGGCAGACUUAGCGGAUUACGAGGAGAAGUUCAGCGCGCAGAACAACUCGGACUCCAGAAAAUCCUUCGUCAAGCUCUGCGAGCUGCUGGUGUGUCUGGAUGCAAGUGUUCUAUUCGAUUUGUCGGGCUGGAUUGCGGUCUUGAAACCAGGGCAGGCUCUGCAGAUCCCCCCUGGCCACCUUACCGCUGAGACCAACAUGACCGAAACUUCCACAAUGGCGGCCUGGAGCAGCAUGCCGCUGCGUUACCCGCAUAUGGACAUGGUUCUAGAUUGGGAGCGACAUUUGACAUGUGCCCUUCACUUGUUGCAGUGUGACAUCUCUUCUGGCAACUUCGAGAACAGCCGGUACUUGCUCAGCUUGCAGAACCACCUGACCGUGGGAAAGAUGCAGCUUUUGCCUUGGGUCUCAAAGAUGGGCAUGACUGUGGAGCCGCCGGUGAUGUCAGCCGAGAACGACAAGCCGACGACACAAGCACAGCCUGAGCUCCUUGAGGUGAAACAAGAGGAAGGGCCGGCCAACUCGGUAGACUUGGCUGGCCACGCGAGUGCAGCGGAGGCUGCUUCCGAUGACGACGUCGUCUUUGUUUCGGAGUCGCGUGCGCAGGAUUCAGAGCCGAAGCUUCCGGACACACAGGUUGCAGAGGCCACGGAGGAGCUUGUUGUUCAAGAUUUAGAGGCGAAGCUUCCGGACACACAGGCUGCAGAGACGACGAAGGAGCUCGUUGUUCAGGUGGUCUUGGAAACUGCAUGUCACAUCGAGAUUGGCGAUUCAGAGGUGAAGCUUCCGGACGCACAGGUUGCAGAGGAUUCAGAGGCGAAGCUUCCGGACACGCAGGUUGUAGAAGCGGCCAAGGAUGCAGACAUCGCCGGCCUCGAGAACAACGAGCCCAGAGAGCUGGCUGCAGCGCAGGCCGAUUCCGGCGGCCGUGGUCCAUUGACACCGCGUGAACCAUGCGAAGCCACGAAGGCUUUAAACGAGAUGAAGGAGCGACUGGCCGCGAAGUACGCGGCUUCUACGCCGCCGUCUUCUCGUGGCCAGAUGGAUCACACACCAUCAACGUCGGCUAAAAGGAUUGACCCCGUGGAGAUUCCUGACGAUGAGGAGGCAGAGGCCCAGAACCUCGUCGACGGCCCGGGGCAGCGCGAGGCAUCGGCGGCAGUGGCGGAGUUCCUCGAGCAGGUGAAGCUGGGUGGAGCCUGCUAUGGCCCGGAGCAGACAUUGAGGGCACUUCGGCUGGGUGCGGUCCAGACCUUGCUGGUGGCCUCGUCUGUGGAAGGCUCCUGGUCCUGUGCUCUCGCGGAUGCGCUGCAAGUUGCGGAAGCCCAGGGCGUGCGCUGCUUCACCAUCUCGGCUGAUUCUCAGGACUCUGUCCGAUUCUGCAGCGCUUUCGGCAUUGGAGGGCUCCUCCGAUGGGACCCGGCACCGGAGGUGCUAGAGGAGGAGUCGGAUGUCGAGGUCCCCGAAGAAGUGCCCGGUGGCGGGGACGCGACACCCUCGACGCAGGCUGAGACCGGCUCGGAAAGUGGCUCUACAGCACCUCCGGAGGUAGCAGAGGCCCUUCAGUGGCUCACGGCGCAGCUCACACCACUGCAAGGGGAGGCGGACGCAGAAGCGCUCCGGGAGGUUGCAGCCGUCCUCCUUGGUGAUGGUCUGGAGCCCACACUGGAGGUCCUCCGCGCGGAGGGAGUGCCGGAAGAAGUGCUGCAGGGGUUCGAGGCGCUUUGCUGCGGCAUCCAUGUGGACGGUGCAUGA
Molecule: messenger RNA, 7398 nt
Organism: Symbiodinium sp. CCMP2592
Lineage: Eukaryota; Dinophyceae; Suessiales; Symbiodiniaceae
Source: the annotation of a GenBank genome assembly